GAUGCAGGAGCUGAGCGGAAGGUUCCGGGUGGUGGCCCUGGACCUGCGCGGCUGCGGCGCGUCGGACAAACCUCCGGGCAGGGACAGUUACCGGCUGGAGCUGCUGCUGGGGGACGUGUGCCAGGUCAUCGAGGCCCUGGGGACACCCCCGGGGACACCCCCGGGGACACCCCCGGGCCACCCCCGCUGCGUCCUGGUGGGGCACGACUGGGGCGGGGUCCUGGCCUGGGAGGUGGCCGCGCGCUGGCCCGGCCUGGUGGAGAAGCUGGUGGUGAUGGACGCCCCUCACCGCGGAGCCAUGGCAGAUUUCAUGGCCCAGCACCCGUCACAGCUGCUCCGCUCCAGCUACAUCUUCCUGUUCCAGCUGCCCUGGCUGCCCGAGCUGCUCCUGUCCUUGGCUGACUUCCUGCUGGUGAGGACGUUGCUGACGGGGCCCUGGACGGGGAUCCGGGACCCGGAGCGGCGCCUGACGGAGCAGGAGCUCGAGUGCUACCUGUUCGCCCUCUCCCAGCCCGGGGGGCUCAGCCCCCCCCUCCACUUCUACCGAAACAUCUUCCGGGACACCCCGAUCCCGCGGGAGCCGCCCCCGCCCCCGACGCUGCUGCUCUGGGGGUCCCACGACGCCUUCCUGGACCCCCGCAUGGCCCCCGCCCUGCUCCGCAAGCUCCGCCCACAAUCCCGGCUCCGCCUCCUGCCCGGCGCCAGCCAUUGGCUGCCUGAGGAGCGGCCCCGCCCCCUGGCGCAGCUGAUUGGGCAGUUCCUGGGCGGGGCCCACCUGGAGUCGUAGCCACGCCCCUGGGGGGGGAUUGACCAAUGGG
Messenger RNA from Neopelma chrysocephalum (saffron-crested tyrant-manakin), 818 nucleotides. RefSeq names its product epoxide hydrolase 3-like. Gene Ontology annotation, molecular function: hydrolase activity. The transcript is spliced from 4 exons. The record is from RefSeq and is a predicted model, not a curated record. Lineage: Eukaryota; Metazoa; Chordata; Aves; Passeriformes; Pipridae. Bases 2 to 787 code for a protein of 261 amino acids.